Molecule: messenger RNA, 153 nt
Organism: Ostertagia ostertagi
Lineage: Eukaryota; Metazoa; Nematoda; Chromadorea; Rhabditida; Trichostrongylidae
Source: the annotation of a GenBank genome assembly
AUGUCGCGGUUCACAUUUCGUCAGAAACCACGUGAAGAGCAGGCUGAAGUCGACAGCAUGGACAGUCCAUCGAAAGCGGCUAAACUGUUCGGUGUCGAUGCCGAUCAAUUCAUUUCGGCAUUGGUUCGACCGAGAAUCAAAAGUCGGAACUGA